Molecule: messenger RNA, 1996 nt
Organism: Dentiscutata heterogama
Lineage: Eukaryota; Fungi; Glomeromycota; Glomeromycetes; Diversisporales; Gigasporaceae
Source: the annotation of a GenBank genome assembly
CCAAAAAAUGGAAGGAUCUAAAGAAAUAAGUUUGUCACCAGAAAGAGAUAUUAAUUCUAGGGAUCACGAACAGGUACAACCUUGUUCUCAAAACAAUGACACAAUUACAAGUAUUGAAGAUUCGGAUACACAAAUCGAGAGGUUUCGAAAUCCGAUAGCAGAUAAUGAUGAAGAACCUACAGUGCGUCAUGCUGAAUCAAAUAAUGAUGAUGUUCAUCCGGAUACAGUUAUAUGUAAUGCGUUACAAAACCAGACGAGCGAAAACGAAAACGUCGAUGCCAUAAGUGCCGAGGCUUCAGGUCUGGACAAUGUGUCAAUAUCUCAACACAUUAAAACCGAAGAACUCAGUAAUCCGGGAGAAGAGAGGCCAAAAUUCCAAAGCUUAUUUGAAGAACUUGAAUACGUAGAAGGACAAAUUGAUAUUUGGGAAGGACUUCGAGAUAAAAAAUUAGAACAAAUCGAAAAGAAAAGAAAAUUACAAGCAGAUCAAAAAGCUAUAAAAAGAUUAAAACGUGAUACAGAAAAUAUAAAGUCAGUUAAAAAAGUUAAUAUUAACAAUUCACGGAGGUUAUCACCUAAAAUAGUACCACCGGUAACACAUCAUGAGAAAAAAGUCGAAGAUACUUUAACAUCGACUUAUCGAAAAAAACCAAAAAUAGUUAUCACAAAAGCCCAAGUUUCAGAAAACCCCACAAUAAACAUGAGAGAUAAGGAUAUUUAUAAGAAUUCCCUAUUUGAUCGAUGGCUUAAUAAUCAACCGCAUGAACAUAGUGAUGAAUCGCUUGAUGAAUCAAAAGAAAAUUUAUUUUCAAGAUUUCAACGAAAAUUUCAGCAAGGAACAAAAAAAGAACGUGAGUUACAAGAAGAUUAUGAAUCAAGAAUUCGAAGUAGAGCGCUUGAUGAUGAUGGUAGCGAUAGUUCUAUACAAGAAUUAACUAAAAGUAUAAAAGGUAAAACUCUAGAAAGGCGUAAUACAAAAUCGAAAGGGAAGCAACGCGCGGAACCUAUACAAGAAAAUUCCACUACUUCUGGUUUUGCUAUAAGAUACCCGGUUCGCACAACUAGAAGCAGAAGGUGUAGUGAUUAUGUAACCACUGAUCAAGAGUUCGCAGAAAUAUUACAAAAACUUGGCGCUGAAGACCAAAAACAAGGGCAGGAACAACAACGGGGAGAAUCAUCACGUGCCCGUAUUCCGCCAUUACAAAUUGAUAUUAGCGGGCAAAAAGCAAGCAAUUUUGUGGACAAUUCGGGUCGUGUAUUAGACCCGGUAAAAUUUUAUGGACAUAAUACUCCAUUAGGUUCAACUUGGACAAAGGAAGAGCAAACCCAAUUUAUAGAAUUGUUUAAGGCAACACCUAAAGAUUUUAAUAAAAUAGCAGAUAAUAUGACCAAUAAAACAGCAGGAGAUUGUGCAAUAUUUUAUAAGCAUCUCAAAACGGCCAGAACUGAAUCAGGAGAGAUAGAUGAAAAAAAGAGAGCAAUUUAUAAUCGUCUUCAUGAUAUGAAAAUAAAGCCUAAGAAAAGAGGUCAAAAACGAACGGUGAGUCGACGGAAUCGCACAAAUUUUUCUAGUAAUCAAGUUCCGUCACCAACACGUACAACAGAUACAAUUGAGCAAUCUAGUGUUGGAGGCAUAGAAUCGGUUGAAAGACCAGAAGAUUCAUUGCAAGUUUCGCAAUUACAAAGUCCUAAGGUGGAAGAUUCAGAAGAUACAAAAGAAGCAUCAAUUAAUCAUCUUCUUGACCAAGAAGUUGGACAAGCAGCGCUAGCACUAACAUUGAUGUCGAGACAACUCCUAGAAAAUACGGAAAAAUCGUCCGAACAAACUUUACCAAAGGCUAAAACAAUUAAUAAAACAGAAGGACAUGCAACGCAAAAUUACGACUUUCAUUCAGGGCACAUUCAAACAGAUGAGUGUCAAUCAACGCUUUCGAUAGGAUCAUUGUUGAACCCAUCAGAUGAAUACGAUCCGUCCAUAAGAUGGUUUGAAGAAUAA